AUGGUGCCCGGGGCACCCGGCGCGGCCCUGACCCUCUGCCUCUGGCUGGCGACCGCCGGGGGCUGCCUGGCGGCCGGCCCCGGCGCCGCGGCAGCACGGCGGCUGGACGAGUCGCUGUCGGCCGGGAGCGUCCAGCGCGCCCGCUGCGCCUCCAGGUGCCUCAGCCUGCAGAUCACGCGCAUCUCCGCCUUCUUCCAGCACUUCCAGAACAAUGGCUCCCUGGUUUGGUGCCAGAAUCACAAGCAGUGUUCAAAGUGCCUGCAGCCCUGCAAGGAGUCCUGGGACCCGCGGAAGGAGCCGUGCCACAGCUUCUGCGAGCCCCUGUUCCCCAAGAAGAGCUACGAGUGCCUAACGAGCUGCGAGUUCCUCAAGUACGUCCUGGCCGUCAGGCAAGGCGACUGCCCUGCACCCGAGAAGGCCAGCGGCUUCGCGGCCGCGUGUGUCGAAAGCUGCGAGGUCGACCAUGAGUGCUCGGGGGUGAAGAAGUGUUGCUCGAACGGAUGUGGGCACACCUGCCAGGUGCCCAAGACGCUGUACAAAGGUGUGCCCCUGAGGCCCAGGAAGGAGCUGCGCUUCACGGAGCUGCAGACUGGGCAGCUGGAGAUCAAGUGGUCCUCGAAGUUCAACGUCUCCAUUGAGCCCGCGAUCUACGUGGUGCAGAGGAGGUGGAACUAUGGGAUCCACCCCAGCGAGGACGACGCCACGCCCUGGCAGACGGUGGCUCAGACCACGGACGAGCGGGUGCAGCUGACCGACAUCCGGCCCAGCAGGUGGUACCAGUUCCGAGUGGCAGCGGUCAACGUGCACGGGACCCGGGGCUUCACGGCGCCCAGCAAACACUUCCGCUCCUCCCGAGACCCAUCCGCCCCUCCAGCUCCGGCGAACCUGCGGCUCGCCACCACCACCCCCCACAGCGACGGGACGGUGACCGUCACCCUGGUGUGGGACGCCCCCGAGGAACCAGACAUCCCAGUGCAUCACUACAAAGUGUUCUGGAGCUGGACUGCGAGCAGCAAGUCCCUCGUCCCAACGAAAAAGAAGCGGAGGAAGACCACAGACGGGGCGCAGAGCUCGGUGGCCCUGGACAGACUGCACCCGCACUGGGAGUACACGGCGGAGCUGCAGGCCGUCGCCUACUGGGGCCAGACGCGCCUCAAGAGCGCCAAGGUCGCCCUGCGCUUCACCCCCGCGCACGCCGCCAGCAGCAAAGAGCCAGCCGCGAAGAGCCGCAAAGGCGUGACGCGGGCGCAGGUGCCCCUGCAGGGACGGCGCCCCGCUCGCCUGCUGGAGGUCGGCGCGCCCUUCUACCAGGACGGCCAGCUGCAGGUGAAGGCCUACUGGAAAAGGACCGAAGAUCCCAGCGUGAGCCGUUACCACGUGCAGUGGUCCCCUGAAGCCUGUGCGCACAAUGAAACCGCCGGCCCAGAGGCAUCGUCGGGCACGACCCAGGAAAACUACAUAAUUCUGCAAGACCUCUCGUUUUCCUGCAAGUACAAGGUGACCGUGCAGCCGGCGGGGCCCAAGGGGCGCUGGAAGGCGCACACGGUCUUCUUCCGGACGCCGCCCUGCUCCGCGCUGAAGGGCAAAAGCCGCGGGCACGCCAGCUGCCCCGGAGACGCAGGUCACGUUGCCCCCAAAGUGCUGGCCAAGCCGGAGAACCUUUCCGCGUCCUUCGCCGUCCAGGACGCGAACGUCACGGGCCGCUUCUCGUGGAAGAUGGCCAAGGCCAGCCUCUCGCAGCCCAUGACUGGCUUCCAGGUGACGUGGGCAGAGGUGACGACGGAGAGCAGGCAGAACAGCUUGCCCAACAGCAUCAUCUCCCAGUCCCAGAUCCUGCCCGCGGAGCAUGACGUCCUCACGGUGCCCAACCUCAGGCCGGCCACCCUGUACCGACUGGAGGUCCAGGCGCUGACCCCGGGCGGGGAGGGCCCGGCCACCAUCAGGACCUUCCGGACGCCUGAUCUCCCGCCGCCCGCGCACAGGCCGCACCUGAAGCACCGCCACCCGCAUCAUUACAAGUCGCCGCCGCAGAGAUACUAACCUGCUCAAAGGGGCGCCAGCCAGCGGCUCGGACUGGGGGCUCGCCCUCCGCCUUCCAGACGCACCGGUGUCCCUGCAGCCCGCCCUCUCCCUGGCAACCGCUGUCCGUGGCUGAGGCCUCCGGACGGGCCUCCGGCAGUGCGAGCGCGGCCCCAACGGAGGCGAGGCCCGUGCCUGCGGAUUCCGCGGCCACGCGCGCGUUGGCGAAUCCCUCUGGAGUCGGCGCAGGACGGACGUUGCCCUGAGUUCAGAGCAGCCAGUUCUCAAAACACAUGCUCGUAACCAGCACCCCGUGCACACACAGGCGAAGCCUGAAGGGAGUUGAUGAAAGCGUUUUAUUAAAUUAUUGACUUGAUUUGCAAAGCCAACUAAGAUCACGUAGUCUUCGGGUCCUAUUUAUUCAGAUGUUGCCUAAGAUGACUUUUAUUCCAUGCGACUUUUAAUUGAAAAUGUUAACCUGAAAUAUACCACGUUCAUGUAUGUCUAAAAAUGUCCCCCUUGUAAGUCCCGUGUGUUCCCUUGUAUGCAAAGACAAAGGAGAGUUCAGCCCGUCCGUCCCGGCCUAGGAGACCCGUGCACAGCAGGACGGGCUCAGGGAGCGAGGCUGCGGCCCAGCGCUCCCUUUGCAGAAACCAGCGUGCUUUUCUGGGCUGCUUUCUAGUGGUUCCCCCUGGAGCCUGAGAAGUUUCCCAAAUUUACUGUCUUAUUGAUGUUCCUCUUUUCCCUCCUGAAACCAGCCGCUGCUACGCUUUGUUCCCCACUUCCUGUGUCUAAAAAUGCACUAAGGCCCCUCCUGAGAAUGAGACCGUCCCCACGAUGGGGUACGUGCCGGCCCUUCCGCAGUCUGCCCUGUCGGGGGGUCGCCGAAGGAAGCCCUCUGUGCGCCGCCACGGCCUCCUGGUGUGGAAAGGGAAGCGCCUUUCGGCGGUAGAGGGUGCUCCUUUCCCUGUCACCAGCGCUGACUUCUGCAAGUCUGUUACACGCCCCGGCUUGGGCACGUCCCGGGCUUGGACGACCGCGUGACUGGGGGCGUUCCUGUCAGAUGUGUCAGCAGUGGGCAGUGAUGCCGUGCGUGUUGGCGCACAGUGUUCGGGAACCCCUCUUUCUUAAGGCAGUGCCCGCAUAUGAUGUUUCACGCAUGCACGUGUGUGUCCGUCUAGCUACAGGUGUGUGUCUGUGUCUAUAGAUACACAGAUACAUACAUGUGCAGACAUGCCACAUGGACCUUGAGGAUGGAUCGCGGAGGAAGUUGCUUCCGCAGCCCCCCAGCAUUGGAUAAAGGCACAGUUCUCGUGCAGGUCCAGUGGGUAAUAGAUUGUCCCCCAUCCAUGUCAACCCCAUGAGAAAAGAGCAAUUUAUCAAAAUGACACAUUUUGACAGCAAGGGUUCCUUGUUCCCCUGACCUACCCACGAGAGGCGAGGACAUCUGGGGGAACGCUCUCGUUAGGUUUCGCGGUAGGACUAGUCCUGGUUGUUGGCAGUA
Messenger RNA from Pteronotus mesoamericanus, 3523 nucleotides. It is a transcript of the gene ANOS1, whose product is annotated as anosmin 1. Gene Ontology annotation, cellular component: extracellular region; cell surface. Bases 1 to 2040 code for a protein of 679 amino acids. The record is from RefSeq and is a predicted model, not a curated record. Gene Ontology annotation, molecular function: protein binding; peptidase inhibitor activity. Gene Ontology annotation, biological process: neuron differentiation. NCBI's taxonomy places the organism in Eukaryota, Metazoa, Chordata, Mammalia, Chiroptera, Mormoopidae. The transcript is spliced from 14 exons.